CGCAAGGUUAUUUUUAAUUUCCUUGUUGAUAUUUAAUUUUAGACACCAGAAGGUUAAUGCCUAAAUCUAGAGACGUGUUUGGCGUAGCCUAGAGCAUAUUGGAUUAUUGUUUAAAGACUUAACAGAGAGGUUAGGCCUAGUUGUCGUCAUGAUGUCAAGAGUGGUUAAAAUUUCUCUGCAUUUAAGCCAACCGCUGAGUCAUUGUAGUUUUACCCCAACAUGGUUUACAACUAAAUGCUUAUUGCAAAAUCUACAAAUAACUUACAUACCUGUCCUUGCAUCAUGUGUAAAAAGGAGGUACUACUAUAUUCUAUGCACAUCCAAAAAUACUGUCACUCGUUUGAUACAAGUUCCAAAUCUAUUGAAUGUGGAGCAAUACAACUACCAAAAAAGAAUUCAUUGCUGUGAGGGCAAAGGUCAAUACAUGUCAACGCACUACAACCCAUCUGGUUUGAUUCUUGACAUAAAAAAUGAUGAUGACGCUAAGAAGUUUCUAACCCAACUUUGGGAUGAAAUUCAGGCUAAAGUUGCCCCACAAAACUCAGUCGGUGAAAAAGCUUUAGAAAAUUUGGAAAAACUGAUUAAUCUGCAAAUUAGUCUUAGGUGUGGUACUCGAAAUAUAUUUGGACUUAUCUCUGCUAAUCCAAGAAUUGUAAACUGUAACUGGGAAAAAAUACAUAACGUUGUGAUGUUCCUGAAUGACCUUGGAAUGGGAGGUAAUCGUCUCCUCCACGUGCUAAACAACCGUGAUAUUUGGGUGAGCGAACUAACAACACUCUCUGAUAGAGUGCGCUUCCUACGUAGUGUUGGAAUACUUGAAGGAAAUGUACAGAAAUUGGUUGCAAAGUGUCCAAAAGUUUUGACGUUGAAGAAAGGCAAAUUGUUGGCUAUUUUAAAUUUGUUAAAAAAGUGUCUAUUUACAAGAGAACAAAUAGUUGUUAUCAUUAAUGACUGCCCAAACAUUUUUGAAGCCAGUAUAGAUGAGAUUGAGUACAUCUUCCAAUACGUGUACUUUCGAAUGGGUCUAACAGAUCAAAAACAGAUGGUGCAAGCAAAGUUGUUCAGACACAGUCUGCAGCACAUCAAAGAGCGGCACUUAUUUUUGUUACGGCUUGGACUCUAUGAGACUCCAAAUGUACGGUCGCGGACCUCGAUCGUCAACCCCAAACUACACUUAAUCAUUGAUACGUCUCCCAACAGAUUUUGUAAAAUGUUCCGAGUGGCUUCAGUGGAUGAGUUUAGAUUAUUUUGUGAGGAAAUAAUGGAAGAUAAAGAUGGUGAUGAUUUUAGAGAUGAUAUUGAUAGCCAUGAUGAUACAUCUGAUAAUGAGGAUGAUUAUGAGAGUGAUGAUGAUUUAAGAAGAAAUUAUAAAAAAAACACUAAAAGAUAAUGAAUGCUAAUUUAUAGGAUGUAAAUGUUAUCAGAAACUAGAUGCAAGGGCGUAUCUAGUCUGGUGCACGCCCUCCAAAUUGUGCACGCCCUCCAAACUGUACACGCCCCAGCCCCCAGUCUCCCCCAAAAAUCACACUCAAGUAGUUAAAAAUCACCUAAAAUUACCUUAUUUUGCAAGCUAGCACCCCUCAACUAAAUCAUAAAGCCCCCCCCCCCCCCAACCAUUACCUUCAUGCUCCCUGUAAGCCACCCUGUUUGAAGACUGGGUGAACGUUGGAUGUAGACUGAAUAGGUGGUACAUCUUCAGUGGCAUAGCAAAGUGUCUCAAGGGCCCAUCCACUCUCUGCAGUAAUUUUUUAUCUGUAUCAGACAUACUAGGAUGUAUUUAACAUGCUACCAAUUACUACUACUUGAAAUUAUUGCUCCUUGAAGGCUGCAUAUCACUAUGAUUGAAAUUUGAAUGUUAUACAGUAGAGUGCAUUUUAUAUAGUGUACAGUACAUGCUGCAUUAGCCUACCAUAAUUAUCUUCAACUCUACUGUGUAUUCACAUCAUGUUAUGUACGAUAAUUAUACAAUACUGUAAAUUUACUAAUACUAAUGUACUAAUUUCUCUCAUGGCUUAUGUCUGCAUUAUGUAUAGUACUAACUGUAUCAUAUAAUAUAGGUACGGUAUCGAUGAGUACAAUAAACAGUUAUUCAACUGAGCACAGUUACACAGAG
Molecule: messenger RNA, 2113 nt
Organism: Anneissia japonica
Lineage: Eukaryota; Metazoa; Echinodermata; Crinoidea; Comatulida; Comatulidae
Product: transcription termination factor 4, mitochondrial-like
Exons: 3
Coding region: 149-1390 (413 amino acids)
Biological process (GO): mitochondrial ribosome assembly; regulation of DNA-templated transcription
Cellular component (GO): mitochondrion
Molecular function (GO): double-stranded DNA binding
Source: RefSeq, a predicted model, not a curated record